This is a messenger RNA of Saccostrea cuccullata (small rock oyster), 852 nucleotides long. RefSeq lists its product as uncharacterized. The annotation marks the transcript as partial. The record is from RefSeq and is a predicted model, not a curated record. The transcript is spliced from 2 exons. Lineage: Eukaryota; Metazoa; Mollusca; Bivalvia; Ostreida; Ostreidae.
AAACGUAUAUCAUUUUCAGCUCCAUUAUUUGAUGAUGGAAAACUUGUGGCCCAUGUUGAAUCUCAUGAUCUAACCGAAGCAUCAGGACUAGCACCCAGCCGAACAUUCCAAAAUGUCCUAUAUACUCAUAACGAUGGGGGAGAUGAUCCUUAUAUCUUCGCAAUAAACGCAACAUCCGGUGCUUUAAUCUCUUCAUUUAAGAUUGCGAAUGCCAGGAAUCAUGAUUGGGAGGAUAUCGCUGUUGGUCCUUGUGGAAAUUCUAGCUGUAUUUACAUUGCCGACUCUGGAUACAGACAUUCCAAAUCAGCCAAUACAAUUUACAGAGUGCUCGAACCCGAUGUAAUUAAUAUCAACAUGGUUCUACCUCUCGAUUCCACUGCUCGAUAUACAUGGUCAGAAGAAGAAUCACAGACUUUAAUGGUGGAUCCUCGAGGAGAGGUGUACCUCAUAAGUGUAGGCCACAAUGGCCAUGGAAUGGUCUCCCACCUUCCCAGCAGCGCCUGGGGAAACCCUGACCCAGUCGACAUCGAGUCCACCCAGUUUCUUCAAGUUCAUUCCCACCACCACGAUCCACUCUCAGGCGACAUAAGGCAAGACGGUAGCGAACUCCUAAUUCAAGAGAAAUCUCAUAUAUAUCUCUUCGAGAUUGAAGGUGGUGACGUAAUGAGGUCACUUACAAAAACACCGGUUGAAGUUCCAUUCCAUAUUGAUGGACUUACUGAAGCCGUUUGUUGGAGUGCUGACGGUCAGAAAUACUACACUCUGCCUGAAGGUCACGAUCCGAAACUCUACGUUUAUUCCCGGAUUAAUACUGAGAGUCCGGGUAUAGUUGGAAAUCUUAUAGGGAAGUGA